GAAGAUGCGCUCCAAGACACCCCCGCCCCUGUUGCUGCCGCUGCUGCUGCUGCUGCCAGCCCUGGAGCCCAGGGCGCGGGGCUGCCCAUCCGGCUGCCAGUGCAACCAGCCACAGACAGUCUUCUGCACCGCCCGCCAGGGGACCACCGUGCCUCUCGACGUGCCGCCCGACACAGUGGGCCUGUACAUCUUUGAGAACGGCAUCACCACACUCGACGCGGGCAGCUUUGCCGGCCUGCCGGGCCUGCAGCUCCUGGACCUGUCACAGAACCAGAUUGCCAGCCUGCCUGGUGGGGUCUUCCAGCCACUGGUCAACCUCAGCAACCUGGACCUGACUGCCAAUAGGCUUCGGGAAAUCACCAACGAGACCUUCCGUGGCCUGCGGCGCCUGGAGCGCCUCUACCUGGGCAAGAACCGCAUCCGCCACAUCCAGCCUGGUGCCUUUGACGCGCUCGACCACCUACUGGAGCUCAAGCUGCAGGACAACGAGCUGCGGGCGCUGCCCCCGCUGCACCUGCCGCGCCUGCUGCUGCUUGACCUCAGCCACAACAGCCUCCCAGCCCUGGAGCCCGGCAUCCUGGACACCGCCAACGUGGAGGCGCUGCGGCUGGCCGGCCUGGGGCUGCAGCGGCUGGACGAGGGGCUCUUUGGCCGCCUGCGCAACCUCCAUGACCUGGACGUGGCCGACAACCAGCUGGAGCUCGCACCACCCGCCAUCCGGGGCCUGCGGGGCCUGACGCGCCUGCGGCUGGCGGGCAACACCCGCAUUGCCCAGCUGCGGCCCGAGGACCUGGCCGGCCUGGCAGCCCUGCAGGAGCUGGACCUGAGCAACCUGAGCCUGCAGGCCCUGCCGCACGAGCUCUCGGUCCUCUUCCCCCGCCUGCGGCUCCUGGCAGCUGCCCGCAACCCCUUCAACUGCGUGUGCCCCCUGAGCUGGUUCGGCCCCUGGGUGCGGGAGAGCCGUGUGGCGCUGGCCAGCCCCGAGGAGACACGCUGCCACUUUCCACCCAAGAAUGCCGGCCGGCUGCUCCUGGACCUUGACUACGCCGACUUUGGCUGCCCGGCCACCACCACCACGGCCACGGUGCCCACUAUGAGGCCCACGGUGUGGGCGCCCACAGCCCCACCUUCCAGCAUGGCUCCCACCUGGCUCAGCCCCACGGAGCCGACCACUGAGGCCCUGAGCCGACUGCCCCCCGCCCCGCCCACCAUGGGUCCUGCCCCCCAGCCCCGGGACUGCCCGGCAUCCAUCUGCCUCAGUGGGGGCACCUGCCACCUGGGGGCGCGGGGCCACCUGGAGUGCCUGUGUCCUGAGGGCUUCACGGGCCUGUACUGUGAGAGCCGGGUGAGGCCAGGGCCAAGGCCCAGCCCUGCCCCGGCCACGAUGCAGCCACCCCAGCCCCUGCCCCUUGGCAUUGAGCCCGCUAGCCCCACCUCCCUGCGGGUGGGACUGCAGCGCUACCUGCAGGGCAGCACCGUGCAGCUCAGGAGCCUCCGCCUCACCUACCGCAACCUGUCAGGUCCUGACAAACGGCCGGUGACACUGCGGCUGCCGGCCUCACUCGCAGAGUACACGGUCACCCAGCUGCGGCCCAACGCCACCUACUCUAUCUGCGUCCGGCCCCUGGGGGCCGGGAGGGUGCCUGAGAGCGAGGAGGCCUGUGGGGAGGCCCGCACACCCCCGGCAGUCCGCUCCAACCACGCCCCAGUCACCCAGGCCCAAGAGGGCAACCUGCCACUCCUGAUUGCGCCUGCCCUGGCCGCCGUGCUCCUGGCCGUGCUGGCUGCUGUGGGGGCGGCCUUCUGUGUGCGGCGGGGGCGGGCCGCGGCAGCUGUGGCUCAGGGCAAAGGGCAAGUGGGGCCAGGGGCCGGGCCCCUGGAGCUGGAGGGGGUGAAGGCCCCCUUGGAGCCAGGCCCCAAGGCGACUGAGGGUGGUGGGGAGGCCCCGCCUGGCGGGCCUGAGUGUGAGGUGCCGCUCAUGGGCUACUCGGGGCCCAGCCCCCAAGGGCCCCUCCCAGCUAAGCCCUACAUCUAA
This is a messenger RNA of Lipotes vexillifer (Yangtze River dolphin), 2035 nucleotides long. RefSeq names its product vasorin (gene VASN). The record is from RefSeq and is a predicted model, not a curated record. Gene Ontology annotation, molecular function: protein binding. Gene Ontology annotation, cellular component: plasma membrane. The transcript has a single exon. Lineage: Eukaryota; Metazoa; Chordata; Mammalia; Artiodactyla; Lipotidae. Bases 5 to 2035 code for a protein of 676 amino acids.